UUACUUGGGGAAGACUAUAAGAUCUCAUCACAUUGUUGGGAAAGAUCGAAAGUAAUUUCUUCCCUCAGAAGUAAUAGCACCGAAAUCUUUGGUCGACGGGUUGCAAGAGUGGGAUCUGACUUGCAUAGAGACUGGAGUUUUCUAGGAGGUUCAAGAAUUGUCAUCCAUCCAAAACUUACUAAUUUCCUCGUCUAUCGAAAAAGCUCAGGAGUAAAUGCAUCAUGGUUGACAAGUUCUCAGAUCGCAAGCAGUGUUUUUACUUUGGGAACAGCAGCUGUUCUCCCAUUUUACACACUUAUGGUUGUAGCUCCUAAAGCUGAAGUGACUAGAAAGUCUAUGGAAAGUAGCAUUCCAUAUGUUGUCCUGGGACUUCUGUAUGCAUUUCUAUUAUACCUGUCUUGGACACCUGAGACAAUACAUCUGAUUUUUGCGAGCAAAUACUGGUUGCCAGAGCUGCCUGGUAUAGAAAAGACUUUCUCCAGUGAGAUGACAUUAGCUUCAGCAUGGAUUCAUUUGUUAGUUGUAGAUCUAUUUGCUGCAAGGCAGGUGUUUGAUGAUGGACUAGAAAACGAAGUUGAGACUCGGCAUUCAGUUUCUCUUUGCCUGCUCUUUUGCCCGAUUGGAAUCGUCACUCAUGUCAUCACUAAAGCACUAACCAAAAGUGCCGGAACUAGUAGACAUGGCAUGUAAUUCAUGAUUGACUGGUGCUGAAAUAAUCAAAUCAAUUUGUAGGGUGCUGGAAAAAAAAAUGGAUUUCCCUAUGUGAAAAAAAUACUACGGAUCAAAUCAGCCUUUCAUGAA
This is a messenger RNA of Populus nigra (black poplar), 801 nucleotides long. Its product is annotated as protein ABA DEFICIENT 4, chloroplastic-like. The annotation marks the transcript as partial. NCBI's taxonomy places the organism in Eukaryota, Viridiplantae, Streptophyta, Magnoliopsida, Malpighiales, Salicaceae. The transcript has 5 exons. The record is from RefSeq and is a predicted model, not a curated record.